AUGCCAUCCAUGUCCAGAAACAACAGCUUAUGUUGACGUAAACUGGCCAUUCCAGAUGUCAACAUUGCGUUGACAGUCUUCUAUGUCCUGUGCACAGUGAUGAAGUCCUCGUAGAAUUACUAAUGGAUGCACACUGGACUACAACAGCCACAUAUCAAGACGCCACAUCCUGUCCGUUCACCUGAACAUUACCCAUACCUCGCACAUCUACAUUCUCAACGCCUCACUCACUAUGGACCAGUAUCCAAACAACUCUAGCUCCGAAGGCCAGUCUCCACCACCUCUACCGUCCACUCGUUCACCUCCUUCGGGGUAUCCUUCCUCCAGAGUCUCCCCUGCGCCCCACUCGCCAUACCUCCGUUCACCUUCUGCUCCUCCUCCUACUUCAUUUUCGCCUCGUUAUUUCUUACAGUCGCAGGGUUCAGCUCUCCACCCAACUGAUUCUCCACAGGGUGUCAAGUCCCCCGAGAAUUACAACCAUAGAAUGUUGUCGACACGGAUGCGCCCUCAUACUGUUCCCCCCUUAUCGGGUUUUCUCUCUCCAAUACGAGGAUUCCCAUUCCAGGGCUUUGAUUUGGGAUCAACUCCUGUACCGACAACCGCAGUUGUUCCUAGUCCUUCAGAGUUGAAUAGGACAAACAUACCGAGUGGUCGACGGCAAGAACAACCUGAACAGGAUACUUUGACAGCGCAGUCCAGUCUGUUGACUGCAUCUUGUAGCAUUGUGAAAUACUCUCCUGAAUCACAAGACCCAAUAUUCGAGGAAAUAAACUAUCGUGCAACUGUGGAUCCCACUUUAGCUUACGACUUUCUGGAUUUCGUUGGAAAUUCCCCGAUGGGCGUAUGGAUGCUUACCGAACCACCUGAAUCCCUAAAGGAGCUAUACUAUAAUCAACUUGUUGUCGGCAUCGUCACGUCGCCAUUCACAUACGGGGUAAUAGUUGAGAAGGUAGUGCUAAGAUUUUCCACGAGAGGAACUUUUCCUUGGACGAUCACUGUGAAAAAUGAUCUAGGUGUUACUGUUGGGGACGUGGUGCGAGAGUUGGCCAGAACACUCAACAAACAACUGACUGAUGAUGAGUUGAAGAUUAUGCAAGAAAUGGUACAACAGAGAAGAACACCGUUGCCUGAGACGUGGAAAUUAUAUGAAGGAACACAGCGGAUUGAUUGCUUGGGAGCAUAUACCCGUUUUCGCGGUCUCAGUUUUCAAGACAUUGAAUUACGACCCGCAUGCGCUCGCGAACCUCGAACCUCUCCCGAUGCAAUGAAAGAACCCGAUACUUCUGGACUGGCAGCAACAUGUUGUCUCGUCUUGCAUACGGCAGUGCACAAUAACCUAUAUGAAAAUCGGCAAAUCAUGGACGAGGGAACUGUUGGACCAGGACCAGAUUUCUCACCUUCCUGAAAUUCGUCGAGGAGAGAAUCUUCGCGAUGGAUAAUGUGGUAGAUUGUCUGGAUUAUGUAUAGUACUUUGUUCCCAUUUUAUUAACGCAGUUCCGCCAGAUUUGUGGGCAACUGGGAGAGUCAUAUACGGGAGCGGACAUUUGCGUGCGAAACAUCGGUCAUGCUAAAUAGCCACCAGACAGUCUAGCAGUGAGUGGACAAAACUACCGGAACUGGGAGCUAGUUUUGGGGUAUAUUGAAGUUCUAACAAGUGGCACCUCGGCGUACGGCGUGCCAAACGAAUUGAUGUUUUCGUGCAGUGACGGUUAGGUGGUGCGUAUUUCAUAUGGAAAACGCGUCAAUCAGGGUUCUCAUGUAUAGCUUGUGGUACUAAUGGAAUACAUAAAUAUCAGAUUU
This is a messenger RNA of Somion occarium, 1800 nucleotides long. Lineage: Eukaryota; Fungi; Basidiomycota; Agaricomycetes; Polyporales; Cerrenaceae. The record is from the annotation of a GenBank genome assembly.